Molecule: messenger RNA, 390 nt
Organism: Sclerotinia sclerotiorum 1980 UF-70
Lineage: Eukaryota; Fungi; Ascomycota; Leotiomycetes; Helotiales; Sclerotiniaceae
Exons: 2
Coding region: 1-390 (129 amino acids)
Source: RefSeq, a predicted model, not a curated record
AUGGUUCUUCUAUUGGCAUACACAGACUUCUGUCUGUGGGCUUUUUGUAUGUGGCCAAGCAGUGGAGAUGGAGGCUUAGAGGGACUGAUUGCGAGAGGGACCUACAUCUUUGGGCGAAUUCGGCCAAAUAAAGAAGCGUCAUGGCUUGUUUUGAGAAGCAUUCAUCACAAUCUUGAAAGGCUGCUAGAGUCUUGCCGGAAUAGUCCCAAAAAUCACGCAUUUCAAAGUUUCAUUAAUUGCGGUACAUUAUAUGGUAUGGCUUCUUGUAGUAAAACAGACAAGCUUUGGAAGGGCACAAAGGCGAGCAAGACGGGCGCUUGGAAUAUCCCCUUGAUCUUGGCCAAAGUCGUCUUUGGGACCCGCCAGACUUGGACCCGGAGUCUUUUCUAG